Sciurus carolinensis (gray squirrel) is the source of this 6671-nucleotide messenger RNA. It is a transcript of the gene Ankef1, whose product is annotated as ankyrin repeat and EF-hand domain containing 1. The record is from RefSeq and is a predicted model, not a curated record. The coding region runs from base 329 to 2659 and encodes 776 amino acids. Gene Ontology annotation, molecular function: protein binding. Lineage: Eukaryota; Metazoa; Chordata; Mammalia; Rodentia; Sciuridae. The transcript is spliced from 11 exons.
CCGCCCCCUGCGCUCACCUGGCCGCGCGCUCGCCCUCCGCGGGCCCGGGGCCCAUGGACACACACGCUCUUUCCGUCCGCACGCGCGCCUGCUCGCCGGCUCUGCCCAAAGGGUCCUGGUUGGAUUCUGGGCGCCCAAGCCAGGCUUCCAGAAGCCAAGGUCGCGGCUGGGAUUCCAGCCAUAGCACAGAGAAAGAGAGCCCGGGCAGCCCCGGAACGCCCUCGCGGACCCAGGAGCAUUGGUGCCCAGAGACCCGCGGCGCCUGAUCGUCACGACGACUAAGUUAUUGUUUUAGUCCAGGAAGCAUUUUUAGAGGGGCUGGUGAAGCAUGUCUUUAGCAGAUAAGAGACUUGAGAACUUGCAGAUCUACAAAGUUCUUCAGUGUGUUCGGAACAAAGACAAGAAGCAGAUAGAGAAGCUUACCAAACUCGGAUACCCUCAACUGAUCAAUUUCACAGAACCUGUUGAUGGACUCAGUGCUCUGCACUUAGCCUCAGUUUCCAAUGACAUCGAUAUGGUCAGCUUUCUUCUUGAACUUGGUGCUCACCCUGAUGUGCAAGACCGAAAUGGUUGUACUCCGACAAUGAAGGCUGCAGAACUGGGUCAUGAACUGUCCAUGGAAAUACUAGCCAAGGCAAAGGCUGAUAUGACUAUAGUUGAUAAUGAAGGAAAAGGUGUUUUGUUUUACUGCAUUUUACCUACAAAGCGGCAUUAUCGUUGUUCUCUGAUUGCCCUCGAACAUGGUGCAGAUGUCAACAAUUCUUCCUAUGAAGGAAAACCAGUAUUCCUUAGAGCUUGUGAAGAAGCUCAUGAUGUUAAAGAGAUGUGCCUGACAUUUUUGGAAAAAGGAGCCAAUCCCAAUUCUAUCAACUCAUCCACAGGUCGUACAGCUUUAAUGGAAGCAUCAAGAGAAGGGGUGCUGGAACUAGUUCGGGGAAUGCUGGAAAGAGGAGCUGAAGUGAAUGUAUUUGACAAUGAUAGACAUAAUGCUGCUCAUUUUGCUGCCAAAGGAGGCUAUUUUGAUAUAUUGAAGCUUCUCUUUGCCUACAAUGGAGAUGUGGGGUUGAUUGCAAUGAAUGGGAACACGCCACUUCACUAUGCUGCCAUGGGUGGUUUUGCAGAUUGCUGUAAAUAUAUAGCUCAGCGAGGAUGUGACCUGAAAUGGAAGAAUUUAGAUCACAGAACUCCCAGGGCUGUGGCCAAAGAUGGAGGCUUCAAAGCAGCAAGCAAAGAAAUUCGACGAGCUGAGCGAAUUGCUAAUAAAUUGGCCAAACCGGGAGUCAAAAAUCCCAAUCCCAUGUGGGCCCUCAGACUACAUGAUUGGUCCGUAGAACAUGAGGCCUUCCUUCGGGAAUCCUUUUCCUUUGUGGACAGAGGCAAUGGGACGGUCUCCAAGGAAGACUUUGUGUUGACCCUGGAGGAUAAGCAAGAUUUUGCAAACUCUGAACAACUGGCCUUCAUAGCUCAACUUCAUGAAAAAACCCGGGAUGGUGGAGUCAACAUUAAUGAUUUCUUUAAAGGAACCAAAUACUUAAGCAAGUCUUUCGUCUUGGGAUCUUUUGGGCCUAAGAAAAAGAAAAGAGGAAUGGGCAAAAAGGGACGGAAAGGCAAAUUUGUUUUACCCCUCCCAGUCUGCGUCAUUCCUGAGUAUGCAUUUCCAUUUAGGCCAGAUGGUGGGCCUCCGUAUUUCAUGAUUGAAACCUACCAGAAUGUAACUGAUUGCAGCCGGUUUAAUCAAGAUCACCCACCAGAACAUCCCAUUCAGGAUGAUUCUGCUUGGUACAUUGAUGAUCCAGGGAAAGUAUUUUCAAAUAUUAAUUUUGUCACCAGGGCUGGGGACCUGGCAUCUCUGAAAAAGGCUUUUGAAGCAGGAAUACCUGUGGAUAUGAAGGAUAAUUAUUACAAAACACCACUAAUGACAGCAUGUGCAAAUGGAAACAUAGAUGUUGUCAAGUUUCUUCUUGAAAAGGGGGCAAACGUUAAUGCAACAGAUAAUUUUCUGUGGACUCCACUACAUUUUGCAUGCCAUGCAGGGCAGCAAGACAUUGUUGAGCUGCUUGUUAAGUCUGGAGCUGUAAUAGAUGCAGUUUCAAUCAACAACUCAACCCCCUUGAGUCGAGCCAUUGAAAGCUGCAGACUGGAUACUGUAAAAUACCUGCUUGACAUUGGUGCUAAAUUCCAGCUGGAAAAUAGAAAAGGGCAUACUGCCAUGGAUGUUGCAAGGGCCUAUGCUGAUUAUAGAAUAAUUGAUUUGAUUAAAGAAAAGUUAGAUAACUUGCCUAAAACAGCAGAAAAUCAAAAACUGAAAGGCAAGCCACCUCCUAAAUUGAAGACUGAAGGUCCUGAAAUUAAGAAAGAAGAGGGAACCACUUCAUCCAUUUAUGGUAUGCCAGUCAUAUCGGAGGAAAAGAAAAUACAUAGGGAUAAUGUGGUUUAUCUCAAUUCAUUGAUUACCAGGGGCUAUACCAAGAAAGUAGAUAUCACAUUUAUUCCACAAAGGAUUUGGAGUCCUGAAGCCACAACAGCCGAGCUGAUCAGGAAAAGGGAACUACGGCGGGAGAGGUUUACUUAUGAGGUGGACUUUGAGGAUUUCAUGAUGCCUUUUCAGAAGAAUAUCACUGAAAAAGCCCAAGCAUUGGAAGCUUCUCUCAAGAUCUGAAUCACAGUAGUUUCUUCUUAGGGUAAAUGAAUGCUUUGAGGUACAGGAACUGAACUUUGGAGAAAGUCAAUAUUUCUAUCGAAGGCAAAAUCCCCCAAUGAAGCAUUCAUUACCAAAUAUUUGUUUUUUCUUUAACAACUAUAAAUAUUCUGAGAUGCAUAGUGAAGGUGUGUUUUAUUUUACAAUGAAUGGCAUGUUAUUGUGGAUAAAUCCCACAAUCAUCCAGAAUGCAGUGGAAUAUCUGGCAUUUGGGCAUAAACAUUGCUGUCAAAAAUUUUUAUCUGAUGUAUGCUAUAGUAAAGAUAUAAUUCUAGUGGAAAUUGAUGAAAAGUUUAAUGUAAGGAAGAAGGGGCAUGCAGUCAUUUAAGAAAGGAGUUUGUUUCUCACACACCAUUAUAAGUCAUGUGUCUUAGAUACCUUGGGCCAAAUAAACUUUGAACACCCACUUCCCUUCCCACUCUGGGAUUCUAGGGCUCUCAGGCCUGAUUUCCAAAUGCCAGAGGGCUACCUGUAGCACUUAACUUGAACAACAGAGCAGAAGUACCAGAGAAAUCACAAUCCCCUUGAAGCAGCUCUCAGAUAGUGAAUGAAUACAUUCAGAUCCCUCAUCCCUCCAGUAAGAUUUUUCUGAAGUACACAUUCUCCCUGACUCCUAGAGCAACACUGGGAUUAAGGUCAAGUUUCCCACAGUGGUAACUGGUUUGAUACCCUUCAUUACCACUUUUCUUUCCCUGUCCCAUUCUUUGCUUCCUCUGCUAGUUUUUAUUGACAUUACCUCCCAAACACACCUAAUCUUUGUCUCCCAUUUGCUCCUGGAAGGGCCUAAACUAAGACAACACCUAUGGUAUUAGAUAUGAUGCUGAGGCUCAUAGUAAAAAAUUUGAAAAUGCAUUCCCUUAUCUUCUGUUUACUACAAAAUAACCAUUUUUCCAGUAUGGAGAAUCUUCCCUCAGAGUCUCUUAUCUGCAAUUGAGAGGCAGUUCAAGUGGUAUUCAUAUAAUAAUUGGUACUUUGAACAGAAUUUCUAGAUGCCAGGAAAAAAUAUGAGAAUGUCUAAAGAUUACCAUUGUGAAUUACACUUAAGGGAAAAGAACAUCUGUGGUGGGGGACAGGAGGGAAAAGGAGGAUUUAAGACACCCAGCAUGAAACCUUACAAGUGCCUUCUGGGAUCUGGGUCUGGGGUCUGUUUAUACAUGGAAAGAAGUAUGUAAGGGGUCUGUUAGAUAAACAGUGUUGGUAUGGAUGGAUGGAUAAAUAGAUGAAGGAUUUAAUAUACGCAUGUAUGUGUGUAUAAAUAGAUGAAGGAUUUAAGUAUGAAUGAAUGGAUAGAUGAUAAAAUUAAAAAGAGUUCAUUUAUAUGAUUGUAGGGACUGCUGACUGGGCAAAUCCUGAUUUGUAGUAUAAACCAUCAGGAAAUGCAGGCUGGGAUCCCUUGAAUAAUUACUCUCCCUAAAGUCCUCCAGUGGAGUUUCUUCUUUCUCAGGGAAACCUCAGUCCUGUUUCUAUUCUUAAAUAUUUCUUCUGCAUGUACUUCCUAAAAGCAAAGAAAGUCAUUUACAUAACCAUAUUUACAACUAUUGAAAUUUCCACUGUAAUUAAUGCAACUGAUAGGAUCAGCUCUCACCAGAUUUUUGAGGAUGAUCUCUUCCUCAAAAAUCAACUUAUUGUAGAUGUUCAACUUAUUGUAUAAAGUCAACUUAUUGUAGAUGUUCAUGGCCUCUAUACAAUUCCAUCGCAGUAACAUCUGAUAUUAGUGUUUGAUUGAGUUACGAGGUACUAUAACUUAGCCAGGUUGAGACAUAAUAUGGAUCACCUUUGGAGGUGUACUACUAGAGUAAAUAGCAAAGGCAUUGCCCAAACGGGGAAUUGCAGUGGGUGCUGUGUAGGAGUCCCAGAAAUAUUUAUAAAAGUUCCAUCGACAGGAGGAGUUCAUUUUAGAACCUGUCUCACCAGAGGACAGCAACUUCAGAAUACAACUGUCAGCCAUAUACUGAUGAAAUCUGUCUCCUCUAGCCUCUUCCUUGUUUUCCAACCAUGAAGGGAUCUUUAACAGUAGCCAGUCGGGAAAAAGACAGAGGAAAGGGGAGCUAUGAACCAGGCCCACCUCUCUGGAGAGAGGGCUGAGCUGGAGUUGCUUGCAAACUUUGUCACUUAGAGCCCAGAGAUUCACUCUUAAACAGAAACUAAACCUUAUUUGUUUAAUGAGGUUUAGGUUUAGAUUAUUUUUUCCAUUUUGUAAAAAAAUUUCAUAUUUGUAGACAAGUUGGAAGAAUUUUAUAAAUUAUUCCUAUAUACAUUUAUUCAGAUUAUCUAAAUGUUAGUCAUUCACCACAAUUUAUUGAUCUCUUUUUCACUAUAUAUAUUCUGUGAGAGAGAGAGAGAGUAAUUUUUUCUGAACUAUUUGAGUAUUGAAUGAAGAUGUGUGUUUUUCCUAAAAGCAAGGACAUUGUUUCACAUAACAGUAUUAUAAAUGUCAAAAUCAGGAAAGCAACAAAUGAACUAUAAAAUCUACAAAUCUUUUUCAGGUUUUUGCUAUUAUAUCCUAAAACAAAAUAUCUAACCUAAAACAAAAGUAAAAUCCCAGGUCAUGGGAUGCAUUCAUUUGUCACAUCUCUUCGGUCUUUUAGCUUAAAAGUCUCUCUUCUUGUUAUUAUUCUAAUAACAUUAGUAUCUAAGAAUAUAGACCAGUUAUUUUAUCAGAUAUACCUCAGUUUUGCUUUGUCUUAUAUUUCUUCAAGAAUAUAUUCAUGAGAUGUGUUUUCGGCACCAUAGAUGUGAUAUUUCAAUCUUCUUUACAUUAUCUGAAUAGGUACAUGAUGUUGAUAUAUGAUGUCAAUUUUGUAAACUUCGAUUCUUUAGAGUGAUAUCCACCUAGUUUCUCUAUUACAGUAAACAUUUUUCUCUUUACGUUUACUAAGUAUCUCAUGGGUAGAUCUUUGAAACUGUGAAUUUUCUUUUAUAUCCAUAAAUUUCAUUAAUUUUAAUAUUCAUUGAUGAUACUUUCCUAGAAUGAGUGUUAAAGGGACAAUAACCAUAAGAUAAUUUUCCAAUCUCAUCAUUAUUUCCAUUUCUUAGUUAUCUUUCUGCUGUUGAGCAGAGCUUUCUUUUCUCCAAUAAUUUAUGUAUUUAAAUAAGUAUGGGCUCAUUACUUUCUUAUUUAACAGGUUAUAAUUGUAGGAACCCACUCAACACUCCAGUGCUGGUAAUUUAUCCAACAGCAGCAAUUUCUAGGAAGUAAGGCUGCCAUAAGUUCCUCUUUAGGACUAGCCUGCUUCUAGGGAAAAAAACACAAAUAAAACUAUUCCAAAUUAAUUCUCAAGGAGUGUGAACUUUCUGGUCCUGAAGGUGACAAAAGAACUACUUGCACCUAUGUAGAUAAACAUUAUCAAGAACUUUAUUGUCUCCUGUUUGUUUUCCUGAAACCUCACUGAUCUUUCAAAAAAAUCCACUCAUUCUCACAUAAACACCCUCUCUACCUCUCCUUUCCUAUUUUUAAAUUUGUUUAAAUUUUAAAAAGUGUUGUAAUUGUACAUAUCUGUGGGAUAUAAUGUGAUGAUAUAUAAGCCCCAAAUUGUAACUACCCCUUUGAGCUACUCAUCACAAUAUGAUAAGGAAUGCGUGCACACUGCACACAUAAAUAAAUUCUUUUCUCCUAUUUAUCUGCCUUUUGUUAGUUUUAUUCACAGACCCCCCCAAAUGCUGAACCUAAGAGGGUAGAGGAAAAGUUUAUCUUCUCCUAUGUAAUUCUUUACUACGAUUACUUUUGUUGAUGCUCUAAUGUCCCUGAUUUGGCCAUGGAAAAUAGACUCCUGAGAAGCAGGCAUUUUGCUUCUGAAAAUAGCUUUAUUUCUUGAAUACAAUGGAAAAUGUUCACACACAGUUUCAUUCAUAAUGAGAAAAAUGAAUCUGCAAUAGCAGAUCUUCAGAGAUUGUAGUGCUGUUUUCACCCUAGUGAGUACUCUUCAAGUGUCAGCCUGACAAAUACUGCUGUACUGUGAUCACCUUCAGCCAU